AAACAAAGCGACCCCUCCAAGUAGUCUCCAACGCCUCACAAGUCUCAAGGCGGCCACUAGCAAAGUGGCGCGAAAAUUCCAAGCAAAACAAACCCUUUCCAUAAUUGACGUCUCACUAAAAUCAAUCCCAGAAUUCAAUUUCCUUUUCUCAAAUCCGAACAAUGGUGACACUGGUAGUAUCAACGACGACUGAUCCGGCAUCAAUCGGCCCAGCUUCUGCUCUUCUGGCCAAGCCAGGGUGGUCUCCCGGCCCUUCUUUCGAGGGAGUGAGAAGUUACGAGAAUGGAGGAGUGAGAUUGUUGCAGCAUGAUAACAGCAUAAUCAGAGAAGACAAUCUCGACACUCGUUGGGAGGAAUUAACUCAGGAAUGCGUCGAUAAUGUUAUUUUCCUCAGUAAACAUACUGCCGUCACUAAUCGUCCUGCCCUCACUAUUCACCCUAUAGGGGUGCCACAUUUGAAAGAAGGGGAUGUACCACCGCAAGGUGGGAAGCCAGGAUGGGCUGCACCUCCUGAUCCUAGAAUGGGACCUUGGAUUAGACUCUUAAGGAAAAUUGCUGAAUCCCGGAAUUUGAUUCCUGAGUUUGAAAUUACCAUGGAAGCUACUCAUCAUGGACCUGUGACUAGUAAGCCAACUAUGUUUCUCGAAAUUGGUAGCACUCUGGAGUACUGGCAGAGAGAGGAUGCUGCCGAAGUUAUUGCUCUAUUGGUCUGGGAAGGGCUUGGACUUGAAGGAGGUGCUUCUGUGGGUGUGUGGGACAGGGAUUCUGACAGAAAGAAAGUUCUACUAGGGAUUGGAGGUGGUCAUUAUGUACCUCGUCACAUGGACAUAAUAAUGAAAGAAAAUGUUUGGGUGGGCCAUCUUCUCUCUGGAUAUUCCCUUCCAAUGGAUGACCCUGACCAAUCAAAAGUAGAAGAUGCUGAAGGUAUUGGUGGAACCUGGAAAGAAGCUAUCAGAGCUGCAUUUGAGGCUACUAAAUCAGCUUUUCCUGGGGGGGAAAUUUUGGCUCAUCUUGAUCACAAGUUAGUUUUUAUCCCUCGUUUGAGUCUUAUUAUGGCACAUCACAUACAAAUUUCUGCAGCAAGUGAAGUGUUACAGCUUCUCCUCCCAAUAUUGACAUGAAUAUAAUGAGUUUCAAGGGUUGGCAGAAGAAGGCUGUCACUGCAUUUCUUGAGGGGCAAAGCAUACAGAUUGGCAAGCCAAAUGAUUUUAAAUAAUAGGCCGGUGCGCCUCAUCUAGGCUAUUUGUACUACCAGUCUACCAUUGUUAUUGCAUUUCCUUCAGGAUUUAAACAGGAGUCAAUGUCUAUGCUUUUAACAGGGUAGAUUUUAGAACUAUUGAAAUCAAGUAAUGAUUUUGUGACGGGAAACAAACGAGUACCCAUAUUUAAUUAUUUACAGUACCCGCUGUUUUCCUGUUCAGCUGAA
This is a messenger RNA of Spinacia oleracea (spinach), 1426 nucleotides long. Its product is annotated as D-aminoacyl-tRNA deacylase. The coding region runs from base 162 to 1121 and encodes 319 amino acids. NCBI's taxonomy places the organism in Eukaryota, Viridiplantae, Streptophyta, Magnoliopsida, Caryophyllales, Amaranthaceae. Gene Ontology annotation, molecular function: D-aminoacyl-tRNA deacylase activity. The record is from RefSeq and is a predicted model, not a curated record. Gene Ontology annotation, biological process: D-amino acid catabolic process. The transcript is spliced from 9 exons.